UUCAGCGGUAUUGAUUUUUUAGUAUAACAUAGACGUUCGUAUUCAUUUAAACGUAAGGUAAUAAAGUUUUUAAAUUUCACCAAUCAUCGGAUAGCAAAAUCAUAAAUGCACAGAAUUUUUUAUUUAUUUAACCAACUAUGAUAGCGCUCACACACGUCCAACGUGUACGAAUGUUGUAUAAAAUGAUUUUGAGGUUACAUCGUGGUUUACCAACAGAAAUUCAAGCCCUUGGAAAUGAAUAUGUUCAUGAUGAAUUUAGGAGGCACAAAACAUGCAAUCCCACUGAAUCGCAUAUCUUUUUAAACGAAUGGACGGAUUAUGCGUUGUCGUUAGCUAAACAACUUGGAUUGCGAGGACCACAGACAUCAGAACCAAUAGGAAAAAGUUUAAAGGAAGAAGAUUUUGAUAAAUUAAGGGAUGAACAAUUACAUCAAUUAUAUGAAUUAAUGGUAGCAGCAACAGGAAAAUCUGAAAAUAAAUUUAGUAAAUAAUAAUUGUGAAUUCAAUAUUUGUGAAUGUAAAGUAAAAAAAGUACAAACUUAAAUAUUUCAAAAUAUUUCCAAUAUUUAAUUCAAAUAAGAUGCACAAAAUGUAUAUAGUCUAAGAGAAUUGCAGUAAAAAGAUUCUAUCAUUCUA
Messenger RNA from Vespa crabro (European hornet), 636 nucleotides. It is a transcript of the gene Sdhaf3, whose product is annotated as succinate dehydrogenase assembly factor 3, mitochondrial. NCBI's taxonomy places the organism in Eukaryota, Metazoa, Arthropoda, Insecta, Hymenoptera, Vespidae. Bases 138 to 491 code for a protein of 117 amino acids. Gene Ontology annotation, cellular component: mitochondrial intermembrane space; mitochondrion. Gene Ontology annotation, biological process: mitochondrial respiratory chain complex II assembly; succinate metabolic process. The transcript has 2 exons. The record is from RefSeq and is a predicted model, not a curated record.